AUGAUCGCAGCACAUCUGUUUACGAAGGGUCUGCACCUAAGAGACGAGCUCAAGCGUAGCAUACAGUUUGUUUUGACCGCUUCCGAGAUCACAGCGCUGAAUGAUCUUCUCAGUGCUAACCUGGCCGGACUAUUAAGUCAAUUGGUUAUGGCCUCAGCAGACAGUCCCAAGCGAAAUGCAGACGCAAUACGUGCACUGAAGUAUACCGCCCGAGAGGUGGCUGCACACCAGCAUGAGGAUGAUGGCAG
Sphaeroforma arctica JP610 is the source of this 248-nucleotide messenger RNA. RefSeq lists its product as hypothetical. Lineage: Eukaryota; Ichthyosporea; Ichthyophonida. The record is from RefSeq and is a predicted model, not a curated record. The annotation marks the transcript as partial. The transcript has a single exon.